AUGCCAAUGCAUUCCCUUCCCAUCUAUCCCAUCCUCUUGUUUCUUUCUUGUUCAUUCAGUUCGAUGCAUCUCUGUGCAUCCAGGAACCACCUUGUCCCCGGCAAGCCGCUCUCUGCAGGCAGCACUCUUGUGUCCGACGAUGGCACCUUCGCCCUGGGCUUCUUCUCCCCAUCCAACUCCACCAAAAAACAUUACUAUGUUGGCAUAUGGUACAACAACAUCCCGCAGCACACCACUGUGUGGAUCGCCAACCGUGCGGUGCCAAUCACCAAUCUUUCAUCCGCGGUGCUCGCCUUGAGCAAUAGCACAAACCUUGUCCUGUCCGAUGGCAAUGGCCGCGUCCUUUGGAGGUCAAACAACAGCAUCGCCAUCAGUUCUUCACCUGCCACCACCUUCUCUGCAGAAGCCACACUAGACAACACCGGGAACUUCAUCCUCCGGUCAUUGAGCAACAGCACCGUCCUAUGGCAGAGCUUCGACCACCCGACUGACACUCUCCUUCCCGGGAUGAACCUCAGGAUCAGCCACAAGAUGCAUGCGCUGCAACACCUCAUUUCUUGGAGGAGCCUACAUGACCCAUCCCCUGGCACCUUCUCCUACGGUGCAGACCCCAACAACUUCCUGCAGCGCUUCAUCUGGAACGGCACAAGGCCACACCGUCGAAGCCCGGUGUGGAAUAGCUACUUCCUUCUCGGGAGCUACAUGGACAACCUCCAUUCCCCCAUUUACAUGGCGGUACAUCGUGGUGCCGAUGACGAGCUGUACAUGUCCUUCGGCAUGCCAAUUGACGCCUUGUCCUUUCUGAUCAGAAUGGAGAUAAACUACUCAGGCAAGGUAAAUAUACUAAGCUGGGACAGCAACAUGUCGGUAUGGACAGCCUUGUACACGGAGCCUGAGCAUGAGUGCAACAACUAUGAUUACUGUGGUCCUUACGCUUACUGCGACAACACUGGAACUACCCCAACAUGCAAGUGCCUUGAUGGUUUUGAGCCUGAGCAUGAGUGCAAUAACUAUGAUUACUGUGGUCCUCAUGAAGGCAGUGUUGGCGGCAGAUUUUCGCAGGGAUGUCGCCGGAAGAAGGUGCGGAGAUGUAGAGGUGGAGAUGGCUUCUUGACCUUGCCGCACAUGAAGGUCCCUGACCAGUUCCUCUACGUCCGGAACAGAAGCUUCGAUGAGUGCACGGCAGAAUGCAGGAGCAACUGCUCCUGCGUGGCAUAUGCUUAUGCCAACAUGAGUACCAGGGCUAUUGAUGAGGAUGACACAAGGUGCUUGAUAUGGACUGGGAAGAUGAUUGACAUGGAGAAGUUCAGCCAAGGAGGGGAGAACCUCUAUAUUCGCAUGAACAAAUUAAGUGGUAACAUGAGCAAGACCAACACCCUAGAAAUUGUACUGCCAGUUGUUGCAAGUUUGCUGGCAUUCAUAUGCAUAGGGCUUAUUUGGAUCUUCUGGUUUAGAGAUGCUGCAAGAAAAUCACUGCUUGACUGGCCCGCAAGAUUCGAGAUAAUCAAAGGUGUAGCCAGAGCCCUUCUUUAUCUCCACCAAGAUUCAAGAUUGACAGUAAUUCAUAGAGAUCUCAAAGCAAGCAACGUACUGUUGGAUGCUGAAAUGAGACCCAAAAUAUCUGAUUUUGGUACAGCUAGGAUUUUUGGUGUCAACGAACAAGAAUCAAGUACUAAUCGAGUCGUUGGAACUUUUGGUUACAUGGCGCCUGAAUAUGCAUUGGAAGGCAUCAUUUCUGUCAAAUCCGAUGUCUAUAGCUUUGGCGUAUUGCUCCUGGAGAUUGUGAGUGGCUUGAAGAUCAGAGAGACAGGCCCAAUCAGAGGUUCACCCAACCUUGUAGUUUAUGCAUGGAACCUAUGGAAGGAUGGAAGCAUGCAGGAUUUAGUUGACUUGUCAGUUGUUGAGAGCUGUUCACCUGAUGAAACUCUACGAUGUAUUCAGAUCGGACUCCUGUCGGUACAAGACAACCCAAAUGCUCGCCCACUUAUGCCAUGGGUGGUGUCGAGCUUGGAUAACGAAGCCAUAGAGCUGCCACAGCCGAGAGAGCCGGUAUACUUUGCGAGGAGGAAUUACGAAACUGGUGGGGCAGGAGAAAGUUAUGUAAGUGACAUGAGCCUCACAACACUGGAGGAGGGACGCUAGAAGUCUUCAGUUAUUCUCUCCACAAACUUCAGUAGCUUCUAAACCAUAUACAGUAGAAACUGGUAUCGUAAGGUAAGGCAUGUCAUAAUCAACUUCCAUCUCCAGUAGGCCGAAACAUUCAGGGAGUAGAUCACCAAUGGUAACAGCAGAAUAGAA
Molecule: messenger RNA, 2298 nt
Organism: Phragmites australis (common reed)
Lineage: Eukaryota; Viridiplantae; Streptophyta; Magnoliopsida; Poales; Poaceae
Product: putative G-type lectin S-receptor-like serine/threonine-protein kinase At1g61610
Exons: 5
Coding region: 1-2142 (713 amino acids)
Biological process (GO): recognition of pollen; protein phosphorylation
Molecular function (GO): ATP binding; protein serine/threonine kinase activity
Source: RefSeq, a predicted model, not a curated record